Hordeum vulgare subsp. vulgare (domesticated barley) is the source of this 986-nucleotide messenger RNA. RefSeq lists its product as uncharacterized. Bases 86 to 688 code for a protein of 200 amino acids. NCBI's taxonomy places the organism in Eukaryota, Viridiplantae, Streptophyta, Magnoliopsida, Poales, Poaceae. The transcript is spliced from 3 exons. The record is from RefSeq and is a predicted model, not a curated record.
CCACUCCCACUCCCCACUCCCCCCGAGCUCAGUGAGCCCCAGCACCAGCAGCCGCCGCCGGAGCCGGAGCCGGAGUAGGUCACCGAUGGCCGGGUUCGCCACCUCGCGGCCGGCCUCCCUCGCUCUCUCCGGCUUCCUCAUCUUCCUCAACGUCUUCGCCUUCCUCCUCGCCGUCGGCGCCGAGCAGCGACGCAGCACCGGCAAGGUGGUGCCGGACGAGUACGACGAGCGGUCCUACUGCCUCUACGACACCGACGCCUCCACCGUCUACGGCGUCUGCGCCUUCUUCGUGCUCCUCCUCGCGCAGCUGCUGGUCACCGGCGUCACCCGCUGCCUCUGCUUCGGCCCGGCCCUCUCCUCCCGCGGCUGCGCCCUCGCCGCCUUCGCCGUCUCCUGGCUGACGUUCCUCAUCGCGGAGGCAUGUCUCGUCGGAGGAUCCGCGAAGAACGCGUACCACACCAAGUACCUCGGCUACUACACGAAGCAUGACCUGGUCAGCUGCGCCGCGCUCCGCAAGGGGGUGUUUGCAGCAGCCGCCGCCAUGACGCUCAUCAACCUGGUGGCCUCCCUGGUGUACUACUGGAGCUACUCGAAGGCGGCCGACGGCGGGUUCAUCAAACACCAGAACGAGGCUGGCGUGGGCAUGACCGACUACGGCCUCGACAGGGGCAGUGGCCCUGGGCUCUGAGUGAGUGGCUUUGUGUUGCUUUGCUUGUCUUGUGGGCUGGGAGGUUGCUGUAACUUGCUUGUCUUGUGGGCUGGGAGGUUGCUGUAACUUAUGCGUGCCUGAAGCUCUGUUGUUGCACCUGCAUUUGAUGACCAGAGUGACACGCAAACGGUACUGUAACUGCAUAAUAUGUUUAUAGUUUGGAUCGCCCUUGGUGACAUAGUGUGGAUCGCCUUCGGUGAUAUCGUCGUCUUGGGUGUGUACUCGAGAGACAAUGUUGCAAGAACUGUCAUGGUAAAAGUAAAACAUUGCGGUGUAA